Messenger RNA from Peromyscus maniculatus bairdii (prairie deer mouse), 733 nucleotides. The record is from RefSeq and is a predicted model, not a curated record. Lineage: Eukaryota; Metazoa; Chordata; Mammalia; Rodentia; Cricetidae.
GGGUACCAUUUCAGCUGUGAGGGAGGGGGGUCACUCCACUGCACAUUGUUUAAUGAUCUCCAUAUGCUAGAGAGACCCUGUGGGCAGAUGGAGAAUUGUCUACCGAGUGAGGGACAAGUUCAUGGACGACUCUGCAGACCAGGUGCAAGUUUCUUCUUCGAUGCCAAUCUCUGCAGGUCUGGGACAGUUGGGAACUACAGAGCUGCAUCUCUUCACUGCACUCUGUCUCUAAGGGAGCUGCCCCUGUCACUCAGGCACCACUAGCCAAUCACGGCCUCCAGAUGGACUUCCAUUCAGAAUGUGGGCGGGUACUUCCGAUCCCACUUGGUGAAGGCUCCCUAAGCUCCGAGUUUGGGGAUGUGAGACCCUGGUGUGCUGCGCUGUGACCGGCUGCCGGGAGCUGGGAGGGGAGCGGGGCCAGCUGGGAAUCCGCCAUGGAAGCAGUGACCUAUGAGGAUGUGCAUGUAAACUUCACUCAUGAAGAGUGGGCUUUGCUGGAUCCUUCCCAGAAGCAUCUCUACAAAGAUGUGAUGCUGGAAACCUACUGGAACCUCACUUGUAUAGGUUACAAAUGGGAAGACCAUAAUAUUGAAGAACAUUGUCAGAGCUGUAGAAGAAAUGGAAGUUGGUGCCCUUGCUUGGUUUGCAUCUUCGGAGCUGUUGCAAUGGCUGGUGUAUGUGGAGGGCCCCUGCAGGUUUGGCCUUGGCCCAGGAAUGAAGAGUGAAUCUAGAG